Molecule: messenger RNA, 1899 nt
Organism: Cordyceps fumosorosea ARSEF 2679
Lineage: Eukaryota; Fungi; Ascomycota; Sordariomycetes; Hypocreales; Cordycipitaceae
Product: Heterokaryon incompatibility
Exons: 3
Coding region: 1-1899 (632 amino acids)
Source: RefSeq, a predicted model, not a curated record
AUGCCGCGCUACCCAUACCAGGCCCUGAACCUUCCCCACGAGACACGCAUCGUCAACAUUCAGCCCGGCAAGUUCCAAGAUGAUAUCAUCUGCUCCAUUUCUCACAUGCCGCUUGAAAAUGCGCCCGCGCCCGAGCCGUACGAGGCCCUGAGCUAUUGCUGGGGGAAAAGCACCAACGUCGAAUUCAUCCCGCCCGACGACACUCUCGUCGCCUACGCCUACGGCUCCGAGGACGGACAGCACGGCAGCAUCCCCUUCCGCGACAUGCUGGAUCACCCCGAGCUUCACCGCACGUACGUCACCUUUGGAGGGCAGUUGCCGCGCGGCACCAUCAUCUGCGACGGCACCCCGGUAGAGGUCGGCGGCGAGCUGCAUCGGGCCAUACGACGCAUCCGCAGCGAGGACGAGCCGCUCCGCAUCUGGAUCGAUGCCCUCUGCAUCGACCAGGACAACGUGGCGGAGAGGAACAAGCAUGUCCUGGUCAUGGGCGCCAUCUACGCCGGCGCGGCGCACGUGCGUAUCUGGCUGGGCGAGGACACGGGCGUCGAGUCGCUUGGCCUGCAGGUUCUCAGCGGCAUCCUGGACAUUGCGAGGGAAUCCAUCAGCGACGCGGAAUUCAGCACUCUGCGGACCUUUGAGAUACGCAAGCGCCUACUCACUAACCCGAAGACGGCAGAACUGGACUGGGAGUCGCUGGAGCUCUUGUUCAACCGAGCCUGGUUUCGCCGCAUCUGGGUCCUCCAAGAAGCCGCCAACGCCACUCGGGCGACCGUCCACAUAGGAUCCGGCAGCGAGGACUGGGACUGGCUCGCACAGUCCAUGCACUUUGCCAGGACCUUCAAGCUGGACACGGUUCUGCGGAGCUUCGCCAUGAAGUCGCUCAGCGUCAUGCAGUGGCUGCGCGACGCCCGCGCCGGGCCCAAGGCCCCGAUAUCCGUCCCGCUCCUCGACAUCCUGGAAGAGACGCGCGUCUUCGACAGCACCGUGCCGGCCGACAAGAUCUACGCCGUGCUGGCCCUCGCGUGCCGGUCCGUCCGCGUGCCGGUCGACUACGCCGCGCGCCCCGAGGACGUCUUCACCGGUCUCGCCGUCGAGUUCCUGCAGGAAACAGGGUCGCUGGACGUCCUCAGCCACUGCAUGCUCCCCGCGACGACGUCGAGCCUGCGCCUCCCCUCGCUGCUGGCGACCGUCGAGGCCAUCGAGAGCACGAGGGCGAUCACGCGGCUGGCCGACACGCCCGAGGGCAUGGGCGCGCCGACGUACGGUCUGCGGAGGGUGGACGCCGGCACGGCCAGCCUCCCGCACGGCACGAGCCUGCCGGAGCGGAACCACAGCAGACGGCUACACCACAUGGGCGAGGCCAGGGCCGCGCUCCUCGACAUUUACGGCGUCGCCUCGCCGGGCGGCGCUCCGACGCCGGAGGUGCGCGAAGCCAUGGCGCGGACGUUUGCGUGCGGCCGCACGCGGGAGCAGGCCCCUCUCGGGCCGGACUUUCUACUGGGCUUCGACUUGCACGGCAUGGUGACCUGCGCGGAUGAGACGUUCGAGGGCGCGUGCCGCUGGAUGGUGCAGGAGGCGACGGGCGCGAGCGAGACGUCCCGGGAGGGCCGCGCGUUUCAUAAGAGGAUGACUCGGGCGUACGAGCAGCUGGCGGGGUCGCACGAGAGGUGGUGCUUCAACAGGCGGUUCGCGAGGACGACGAGGGGGCUCGGGUGGGUGGUCAAUGGCGCGCAGAUCGGCGACGUGGUGGUGCUGCUGUACGGGGGAAACUAUCCGUUUGUGCUGCGCGAGCAGGGAAAGGACAGGUACGUGAUGGUGGGUGAUUGCUAUCUUGACCAGUACAUGGACGGUGAGGGUUUGGGGUCUGAAUUUGAGGAGCAAGAGUUUGUCAUUAUCUAG